Molecule: messenger RNA, 782 nt
Organism: Eupeodes corollae
Lineage: Eukaryota; Metazoa; Arthropoda; Insecta; Diptera; Syrphidae
Gene: Arpc4
Product: actin-related protein 2/3 complex subunit 4
Exons: 1
Coding region: 151-657 (168 amino acids)
Biological process (GO): Arp2/3 complex-mediated actin nucleation; actin filament polymerization
Cellular component (GO): Arp2/3 protein complex; actin cytoskeleton
Molecular function (GO): actin filament binding
Source: RefSeq, a predicted model, not a curated record
AGAUAAACGUCAGUUCCAUGAUUGGCUACGGCUUUUGAAAUUGUAAUCAGAAUUAGAGUAAAUUUUAGGUGUUGGUUUGCUAAUCGGUCUAGUGAGUCACUUAACUUUUUACAUUUCUUUAUUUUAACAAAACUACAAGUAUUUUAUGAAAUGGCUGCAACUCUGAAACCCUAUUUGACUGCAGUGCGCCACACACUGACCGCUGCAAUGUGUUUGACCAAUUUUUCGUCACAAGUGGUAGAACGGCACAACAAACCAGAAGUGGAGGUUCGCAGCAGCAAGGAGCUGGUCCUCACGCCCGUCGUUAUCUCCCGCAAUGAAAGGGAACGAGUAUUAAUCGAGACUAGUGUCAAUUCCGUACGCGUCAGCAUCGCAGUCAAGCAAGCCGAUGAAAUCGAGAAAAUCCUCUGCCACAAGUUCACCAGAUUCAUGAUGAGAAGAGCCGAGAGCUUCGUGAUUUUGAGGCGAAAGCCAAUCGAAGGCUACGACAUCAGUUUCUUAAUCACAAACUUCCAUACCGAGCAAAUGUACAAGCACAAGCUGGUAGAUUUUGUAAUAAAUUUCAUGGAAGAAAUCGAUAAGGAGAUAAGCGAAAUGAAGCUUGCAGUCAAUGCCAGAGCACGUAUUUGCUCUGAGGAAUUCUUGAAGAGAUUCUAACUUAAAUACAAAUGUUUCCAUUUCUAUAAAACUGAUAUCAUUACUUUAUAUGUACUAGAAGUAGCUGUCCUCGUUUUUCUUUUUUUUAUUCGUAGAGGAAUACAAUAUUGUUAUUUAAACUGAAA